Branchiostoma floridae (Florida lancelet) is the source of this 1989-nucleotide messenger RNA. Its product is annotated as kelch-like protein 42. Gene Ontology annotation, molecular function: protein binding. The record is from RefSeq and is a predicted model, not a curated record. NCBI's taxonomy places the organism in Eukaryota, Metazoa, Chordata, Leptocardii, Amphioxiformes, Branchiostomatidae. The transcript is spliced from 2 exons. Bases 160 to 1593 code for a protein of 477 amino acids.
UCAGCACCAGAGCCUUGGAGAACAUUUCAGCACUUCUGGCGUAGCAGAAUUAUCCAAAAACACAAAUCCAAAAGCUACUGCAAAUCUUACUGAGUUUCAUUGAAAAUUACAUAUUCUUACUCACUUUUGAGAGAAAAAAAGUUUUACAUCGAUAUCGCUAUGGCGGCUAAGUCCAAACGGUAUUUGCGCAGGCGCGGAAGCAACGAGAUCACCUACGAGCACGUUCACGGUGACCCUGACCUUGAAAUCAAGGUCGAAUCCCGGACCUUCAAGGUCCACAAGGUCGUCCUCAUCCACACCUGUGGCUACUUCGACGCCAUGUUGGAAUGCGGGAUGAGAGAAAGCCUCGAAAACUACGUAGACCUACAAGGCUUUGACGCAGAUGCUUUUGAAAUCAUCCUAGACUUUUUGUAUUCUCCCGAACCUGUGGUCAUAGACGAGAAUUUAGACUACAUUUUAGAGUUGGCUAACUUCCUACAAGUCCAUCCACUGUUACAGUACAUGAAGGGAAAGGUGAACAAGGGAAACUGCAUACAUCUGUACAUCCUCGCCGAUGCCUAUAAUGCCAUAGAACUCAAAGAAGUAGCAGGGGACAUCAUCAGUAGAAACUAUUACAAGUUCCUGCGCACUGAGGACUUCAAGCGGUUGUUGCCGGAACAGCAGGAUGAGGUACUGCAAGGGAGGUUUAGAAACCGUCGGAAGUAUCUUGGUGCAAUCAACAACGGAUACGUGUUCUGGCCAGAGCCGGGACCUAGGGAACUUAUGAAGUAUGACGAAAAGAAGGAUACCUGGACUACGUUUGCCUCCAAACCCGACGACACUCCAAGUCGCGGUUUCGCCGUAGCCGCUCUACACAACUACAUCUACAUCGCAGGCGGCCACGGCAAGCCUCGCUCCGGGCACGCUUCGGGGCUGGGAGACCCUCAACUCACAGUGUACACCUACAACCCUCUCAACGCAGAAUGGGCCGAGGUGUGCUCCUUGGGCGAGGCUAGGGCCUUCUUCGGCUUCGUCGAAUAUAAAGGACGCCUUUACGCAAUCGGAGGCUUUCAUUUUGACUACGGCGUACAAAGCGUUGAGAGGUACGACCCUAUGCAGGACAAGUGGACAUUUCUAGAACCGCUGCCAAAUUUCGCUACGGACUACGGAAUGGGUGUGGUCUGCAAAGACGACAUCUACAUAAGUUCUGAAGAUUUCGACACGUCCACGUUUUCUCUGUUGAAAUACAGCCCGGUGUGGGACGAAUGGGACGUGGUGUCCGAGUUACCCCGGGAACGAGACCGCCAUUGCAUGGCUUCUGUGAAUGACGUCAUCUACAUCCUAGGUGGGCACGUUCCCGGGGUGGACUGUUACAACGUCAGUACCCAGCAAUGGUUCGUCUUAGAAGAACAUCCGGCUACAGAAUCUAUCUCUUACGACAAAGGUUGCGGUGUUAAAGACGGAGUUAUCUACGUCUUGAAUCACGAAGAUACAGUAAGCUACCUAACGGAUUCGGAGACAUGGGUCCAGGGCCUAGCACCCUUCCCUGGGGGAUUUUAUCUGUCCAUGGCAUUCGAAGUUUACUUGCCAGAAAAAAACGACGCUUGUAAGUAAGAUAGUGAAAAGUUUAUGUCAUUGUAAUAAUGCAUUGCUGUUCUUAACACUAGUUCACCUUUAUCCGUGGAACAACCUAUGUCCGUUGUUUUAAAAGCAGGAAAUUUAAGGAUACCAAGUUAAACUGCUUCAGUUUGAAAAUAUUGCAGUUUGAAACCACCGUCCGUCGACUUGACAUCCCGUGGCUUCCAAACAUAACGGAUAUAGGUUACCCCGUGGAUAAAGGUGAGCUACGUUAUUUCCUUUUGUAUUGGACUUCUUCGUAAACCCAUAUGCAGAUGAAUGCAAAUAUUUCAAUGAGGACAUUUACGUUACUACAUUGACUUCUGAUUUGUUAGGCCCCAUUCACUCGUAAGCGUAUAUCCAAGUCCGUAUGAGUUGCAUAUUUCUUUUACU